Neopsephotus bourkii (Bourke's parrot) is the source of this 410-nucleotide messenger RNA. Its product is annotated as exendin-3-like. Gene Ontology annotation, cellular component: extracellular region. Gene Ontology annotation, molecular function: glucagon receptor binding; hormone activity. The transcript is spliced from 2 exons. Gene Ontology annotation, biological process: negative regulation of apoptotic process; adenylate cyclase-modulating G protein-coupled receptor signaling pathway; positive regulation of insulin secretion involved in cellular response to glucose stimulus. The record is from RefSeq and is a predicted model, not a curated record. NCBI's taxonomy places the organism in Eukaryota, Metazoa, Chordata, Aves, Psittaciformes, Psittacidae. The coding region runs from base 1 to 309 and encodes 102 amino acids.
AUGCAGGUCGUGCGGUGGCUGAACCUCUGCGGGCUGGUGCUGGCCGUGCUGAUCCCCACAGGGUGGCCGAUGGGCACCAAGGACCUGGAGGACACAUCCAGAUGGAGCUCACACGAGCCACAGAGUGCCCAGACCUUGGCAUCCAACAGGAAGCGGCACUCGGAAGGAACCUUCACCAGCGACUUCACCCGUUACCUGGACCAGAUGAAGGCCAAGGACUUCGUGCACUGGCUCAUCAACACCAGGCGGUUCAGGUGGGAAGGGAGCACCAAUGACCCAGCACCGCCCCAUGAGCCCCAUCCCCAGUGAAACCCCACUUUGGGAUGGUUUAUCCCCACCUUUCCUCUCCUGUUUGGCAGCUCCACAAAGAGGUACCUAAAGGAGGAGCAGCGCAGCAUCCCUUUCCCUGC